Vigna umbellata (rice bean) is the source of this 2053-nucleotide messenger RNA. RefSeq names its product membrane-bound O-acyltransferase gup1-like. The record is from RefSeq and is a predicted model, not a curated record. Gene Ontology annotation, cellular component: endoplasmic reticulum. Gene Ontology annotation, molecular function: acyltransferase activity. Lineage: Eukaryota; Viridiplantae; Streptophyta; Magnoliopsida; Fabales; Fabaceae.
CUGGUGGUGGAAAAAAAUAAUAAAAAAAAGAGGAGUGAUGGUAAGAGAUCUUGUCUUCUCCAAAGCAUGAACCGCACUUUUCACUUUUCAUCCAACCCUGAACCUCUUUUCUGUUCUCCGUCGAUUAGUUGAAGACUUCCCACUUCAAUUUUCACGUCCAAUUUCUUAAAUGGAAACGAAAAAUUGGUAGAGGUCAAUUUGCAAAUGGCUAUAUCUGCUAAUUCCAGUAAGAGUGGGAACUGGAAGCGAAAAGAAUUGUGGUUUCUUGUGAUUUAUGCAAUCGUUUUCUAUGUUAUUAUCAUCAACCGUUCACUUCAACUCUCUCGCGAUUAUUACAAACAGCUGUCAGGUUUACGCCCGGGUUGGCUUUUAGCUAAUCACCUCAAUGAUGUUUCAGAUGCUCAGUGGAGGAAUUUUAGAGGGAAUAUACCCGUUCUUACUCUUGUCUUUGGAAUUUUCACUCUUCUUGCCUACUUGAUGAAAGCUUUCUUUGAUUUAAGAGUUAGAGGAAUGUCCAUUGUGUGGCUUUUAUUUUCUUUGGCCUACUUGUCAUAUCUUCAUGGAGCAUGCAUUGUUUUUAUCCUAUCAAUAGCUACUGGUAAUUUUAUUCUUGUAAAGAUAUUUGCACAGAAGGAGUACUUUCCACUUAUAGUUUGGAGUUACAACAUAUUGUUUCUUCUCUGUAAUCGGAUUUAUGAAGGAUAUUCAUUCUCUAUAUUUGGGCAACAAUGGGCAUUUUUGGAAAAUUACCGAGGCAGCUUUAGGUGGCAUAUAUGCUUCAAUUUUGUUGUUUUGCGCAUGAUAAGCUUCGGGUUUGAUUAUCACUGGACUAAUCGAGAUUCUCAUUUUGAUCAGGAGAAGCAUUAUCAACGUUGUCAUAUUUGUAAAUCCGGAAAAUCAUGCUAUCAAGUUUUACAGGAGAGAAGUCUGCCCAAUGACAGGUUUGGAUAUAUCACAUACCUUUCUUAUUUGGUAUAUGCACCACUUUAUAUCGCUGGUCCAAUACUGAGUUUCAAUGCUUUUGCCUCACAGUUAGAUGUUCCUCAAAACGCUAUUUCGGUUAGAAAUGUGAUACUUUAUGGUUUCCGCUGGAUGUUGAGUAUUAUCCUCAUGGAAUUAAUGACUCAUCUAUGCUACUAUAACGCCUUUGCUAAGAGUGAUUUAUGGAAGCACUUAUCGCCUAUGGACGUGUUCAUCAUUGGAUAUGGUGUAUUAAACUUCAUGUGGCUAAAAUUCUUAUUGAUCUGGCGCUUUUUCCGAUUUUGGUCACUGAUAAAUGGAAUUGAGGCUCCGGAAAACAUGCCAAAAUGCAUUAAUAACUGCCACAACUUGGAAGGCUUCUGGAAAAAUUGGCAUGCUUCCUUCAACAAGUGGCUUGUGAGGUAUAUUUACAUUCCUCUUGGUGGAUCUAAGAAAAAGCUACUAAAUGUGUGGGUUAUAUUCACAUUUGUUGCAAUCUGGCAUGAUUUAGAGUGGAAGCUUCUUUCAUGGGCAUGGUUGACCUGUUUAUUCUUCAUCCCUGAGUUGGUUUUUAAAUCAGCAGGAAAAACCUUUCAGGCUCAAAGUUCUUUUGGACUAUGCAUAUUUCGUGAACUCAGUGCUGUUGCUGGGGCAGUCACAAUUACGUGCCUCAUGGUGGCUAAUCUUGUUGGGUUUGUGGUUGGACCGGGAGGCAUUAACUGGCUGCUUUCUUCUUUCCUUCACAAGGAAGGUUUGCCCGUCCUUGGUGGCAUGCUUGUGACAUUUUACGUUGGAACAAAGAUUAUGUUCCACAUUGACGAGGCUAAGCAAAGGUUGUCCUGAACUGGGACAAUUACUUUUGACCAUGUGAAAAUAUUCAAAUUCAUUUUGUGUCAGGAGUUCCAAAUGUGCUUGACUUGGAGGUGUCUGCGGGUGCCUUUCUUUUUAUGAAAGAUUUCCUGAUGAAUUGUACAUUAAAUUGGGAGCCAUACCUUCGAAUGUUUUACACCAUAUAGUCUUAGAAUGCGGAAAAAUGAAGAAAAUCUGUUGAUUUUGAUACCUUAUUACAUCGGUUUGUGCUUUAUUUUCUUCA